Molecule: messenger RNA, 3247 nt
Organism: Rhodotorula graminis WP1
Lineage: Eukaryota; Fungi; Basidiomycota; Microbotryomycetes; Sporidiobolales; Sporidiobolaceae
Exons: 8
Coding region: 1-3186 (1061 amino acids)
Biological process (GO): intra-Golgi vesicle-mediated transport
Cellular component (GO): Golgi apparatus; COG complex
Source: RefSeq, a predicted model, not a curated record
AUGUCGCUCCCCUCGACCCCGGUCCGCCCCGGUGGUGCGGCGGCGUCCACCUCGUCCCUCGUCUCGCCUCCGUCUCGCCGCCGACCUGCCCUCUCCCCGCUGUCGACCGUCCAGGGCUCGAGUCCGGCCCACUCGUACCGCUCGAACCGCCCGCCCGAGUCGAUCAGCGGCGUCUCGCUCGCCCCCUCGCGCUUCACCCUCUCCAACCCCUUCCCCCGCCCUCCAGCCAGCGGCUCCCCCUCGCUCGCCGGCUCAACCGCGACGGGCGCCCAUGCUGGCUCGACCAAGUUCCGCCGAGGCCAUGUCCGCAAGCGCCCCGGCCAGCACCAGCCGCCAGGGCCCUCGGUCGCCGCCCUGUCGUCGGCCAACCCGGACGAGGUCGACCUCAUGGCCCUCGAGGAGCCAGACGACAUCUUCCGCUCGUUCGGCGUCCGCGACGUGCGCAGGAUCGAGCAACGCGCGAGCGACGCCGCCGCCGCCAAAGUCGCAGACCUGCGCACCAUGGUCGGCGAGCGCUACCGCGACCUGCUGUCGGCCGCCGACUCGAUCGUGCGCAUGCGCGGCGCCGCCGACAAGCUCGUCGGCCACCUCGACUCGGUCGGGCACGCCGUGCGAGAAGCGGGAGCAGCGGUCGACGGUCCGUCCUCGACUCGCGGCAAGGCGCCGCAAGCCCCACGGCAUCGCAACAACUCGCCGAGCCGCCAGCGCACCCUCAACUCGUCGGCCACCCUCUCCCUCACGAUCCACCUCCUCCUCACCAUCCCCUCGCUCGUCCACACCCUCCUCGAGACGUCCGACUUUCUCGCCGCCGCCCGCCUCGAGGACCUCGGCCGCCUCGUGUACCGCGAGCUCGCCGAGCACGAGCUGCCGCCCGAGGACGGCGACGACGACGGCGAUGCGCCGAGACGGCUUGGCGAGGCGUUCCCGAUCGUCGAGAAGCAGUGGGAGACGCUGUCGACGCUGCGACCGGUCGUGCUGCGGCGGGCGAUGGGUCAGCUGCAGAGCUGGGACGGUCCUCACCUCAACACGGCUCGGACCCUCGCCGCCACCGUCAUGCUGCAGCAGGGCGCGUCCGUCUCGUCGGCCCUCUCGACCCUCCUCGAGGCGCGCUCUCGCGCCCUGAGCGCCAUCCUCAACGGGCCAUCGACCUCGGCCCAGGCGUACAACGAGACGAGCGCCGUCGCGCGCAGGCUCGAGCAGGUCCUCGGGCUUGUCCUGCGCACCGUCGAGGCCGUGUCGGCCAUCUUUGGCUCGUCGAGCGACGACGACUACGCGCCGGGCCUGCUGCGACAGCUCCUCGCCGAGGUCGAGCGCCCGAACUCCAUCGGCGACGCUCCCGAGCGAGCAGAUACCGUCGUCGACCCGUCCUUGCCGCCCGUCCUCGCGGCCUUCCCAAACUUCGCCACCCUCGAGCGCCACCUCCCGCCCUCGAUCCUCGCUUACUCGUCACCCCUGGCCGCCUCGGCGGCACGAGAGCCGCUCGACGCCGGCGGCGUUGCGCGCAAGGUCGACGCGUGGCUCGCGCACGAGUCGGACCGCGUCGUCGAGGGCGUCACGGCCUGGAUCUCGUCCCUCUCGUCGGCGUCGGCGUCGUCAUCGUCGUCCUCGGGCGCUGUCGCGAGCGCCAAGCCCCUCGCCGUGUUGCGUACCACGCUGCGCCGCGCGACGACGACGACCUCGACCUCGACCUCCUUCUCCCCUUCUUCCUCCAUCUCCUCGACCCGCGUCGCCACGACCCUCCGCACCCGCCUCUCACUCGUCAUCGAGUCACGCCUCGCGCACGUCUACCGCGCGCGCCUUUCGGCCCUCUCGGCGCGCGUCGUCCCCUCGCUCGAGGCGCUCCUCCUCGCCCUCCCGACGAGCGACCCGGACCGCGACGCCGCCGCGUUCCUGUUCGACACGCCGCUCGUGUUCCCCGGCGCGGGCGCCUACGCGACGCAGGCGGCCAUCGCCGGGCGAGCGGCGGCGGGCGCGGCGCCCGACAAGGACAAGGUCGUCGUCGUCGACCCGCUCGAGGCGUUCCUCGCCAAGGUGGCCAAGCGCGUCGAGGGCCGCGCGCCGCUCGUCGACAAGGGGCUCGUCGAGCUCGAGGACGCGGCGAGGGAGCUCAGGGCCGACUUGGAGGGCUGGCUCGGUGCGGGUGCGGGCGAGAGGGACAGCGAGGGCGACGAGGCGGCCGAGCUGCGCGCGCUGCUUUGGAAGGACUAUGUCGCGGCGGCGGGCGAGGCGCUGGACGCGCUGGCGGAUGCGCUCGAGGUGGUCGUGCGGGAUGUCGCUCAAGACGUCGACGGCGCGCUCUUCGUCGGCAACUUUGUCUUCCUCGUGUCGUCGAGCCGCACCUUUGUGCGCGACCUGCUCCUCGGUGCCGCCACGUCUGCAGAAGCGCCGCUCCUCGCCAAGUGGACGUCUCGGCUCGAGGCGCUCCAAGACCGCUCGCUCGAGGUGUGGCGCGAGCAGGCCGUCGCGACGGCCGUGCGCAAGUUGCAGGAGUCGAUGAGCACCGUCGCGGCGGCCGCCCCGUCGGCAAUUCUCUGGGCGUGGGACGCCUCGCGAGGCGACACCCCUUCCUCCGCGCUCGUUCCCUCUUCGCCCUCGUCCGCCCUCCUCUCCUCCCUGCGCUCCCUCUCGACCUCGCUCGCCCGCGUCGGCCUCCACCGCACCCAGGCCUCGCCCACCAUCGCCUCGUCGCUGCUCGCCGCCUUUGACGACCAGGUCCUCGCCGCCGCCGCCGCGUUCGCCGACCAGCUCGCGCAGGGCGACCUGCAGGCGGACCGCAAGGCCGAGGUCGCGAGCCAGGCGGCGUGGGACUUGGCGCUCUUGCGCAGGCUUGCGCUCGCCGCCGAGGGCCCGGGCGAGGACGCGUGGCGCGAGGUCGAGAGCGCGUUCCUGCGACUCGUGUCGCCCUCGUCGACCUCGCUCCCCUCGCAGCUCGCAUCGUCGGCCCUCGCCUACCUGCAGCGCACCCAGUCGAUCCUCGCCCCGCUCCUCCCCGUCUCGUCCACCGCCCUCGCCACCGCCACCGACACCUCGACGACGACGACGGCGGCGGUCAAGCACAAGCCGCUGUCGUCGACGGCGCGCCUGCUACCGCUCGGCGCGCCCGUCGCGAGCGCCGACGUCAAGGCGACGGGCGUCGGGCUCGUCAAGCCGGGCCCGAGGCUGGGGUUGCUGCCGACGAGGGGCUAGUUAUAGAAGGUGGGAGUGUGUACUGGUGGGGUGGAACGAGCAGCUGUCUGUGCGUCUGCGG